AUGUUGCGCAGAGUAGCUUCAACAGUUCCUCGAAGGGUGGCGGCCGCGAGAUCCUCGAAUAUCUACAUACGAAACUUCUCGAUAUCUGCGCAAAGAAUGUCUGCGUUGAAACCUUUGGAGAAUCCAAUAUCUGCCACCCUUCCAUCUGACUCAUUUCAGCUUCUCCCAGAAUCACAGAAGGCUGGGGCCGCUGAGGAUGCUCUGUACGAGCAACAAUUGAAGGAUGUGGAGGCAUGGUGGGAAAGUCCAAGAUAUGAGGGGAUCAAGAGGCCGUAUUCUGCGGAGGCUGUUGUAUCGAAACGUGGAAGCCAGUUGCAAUCAUACCCAAGCUCGGUCAUGGCAAGGAAGCUGUUUAAUCUGAUUAAAGAGAGGGAAGCCAAGGGAGAACCAAUACAUACAAUGGGUGCAAUUGAUCCCGUACAAAUGACACAACAAGCGCCGAAUCAAGAGGUGCUCUAUAUUUCUGGCUGGGCCUGCUCAUCUGUCUUGACAACAACAAACGAAGUCUCCCCAGAUUUUGGCGACUACCCUUACAAUACUGUCCCAAACCAAGUACAGAGGCUUGCCAAAGCCCAAUCGAUGCACGAUAGAAAACACUGGGAUGCGAGGAGAAAAAUGAGUUCGGAACAAAGAGCGAAAACUCCGUAUGUGGACUACCUACGACCGAUUAUUGCGGAUGGAGAUACUGGCCAUGGCGGACUGUCAGCAGUACUGAAGUUAGCGAAGCUCUUUGCUGAGAAUGGUGCUGCUGCAGUACAUUUCGAGGAUCAGAUGCAUGGAGGAAAGAAGUGUGGACAUCUUGCCGGCAAGGUGUUAGUACCAGUUGGCGAACAUAUCAACAGAUUAGUUGCGGCUCGAUUUCAGUGGGACGUGAUGGGCACAGAAAAUUUGGUCAUUGCCAGAACAGAUUCGGAGAGUGGCAAGCUGCUCAGCAGUGCUAUCGAUGUUCGGGAUCACGAGUUCAUCUUGGGUGUGGCGGAAGAAGGCAUCGAACCGCUCGCCGAGACACUCCAAGGAAUGGAAUUGAAUGGAGCUUCAGGUGCUGAAAUCGAUGUUUUUGAGGCUGACUGGGUGAAGAAUACCAAGCUGGUGACCUGUGACGAGGCCGUCGUUAAGCAAUUCGAAGCGCAGGGGGUAUCCCAGACAAACAUUGGCAAAUAUUUGAAGGCGACAACAGAAAAUCGCGACAUGUCGAUCAAUAAGAGAUUACAGCUCGCCUCUGGAUUUACCGACAAGCCCGUGUACUUCAACAUCGAUAUUCCCAGAACAAGAGAAGGAUUCUAUCAUUACCGUGCAGGUAUGACAGCUGCGACAAAACGUGCCAUCGAAUAUGCACCGUACGCAGAUCUUCUUUGGGUAGAGACUGGCGAUCCAAAUGUCGCCAACGCCGCACAAUUUUCUGGAGAGAUACGCGCGAAGCAUCCAGGGAAGGGACUUGUAUACAACUUGUCACCAUCAUUCAACUGGAUGGGUCACGGCUUCUCAGAUGAGACACUGAAGUCAUUCAUUUGGGACAUCGCCAAGCACGGUUUCGUUCUUCAGCUCAUCUCAUUAGCUGGACUACACAGUACAGCAACGAUCUCGAACGAGCUGAGUAAAUCAUUCAAAGACAAUGGCAUGUUGGCGUAUGUCAACCUAGUUCAAAAACGAGAGAAAGAACUUGGUGUUGAUGUUCUCACUCAUCAGAAGUGGAGUGGUGCGUCUUACAUCGAUGGCAUCUUGGGGUCUAUUCAAAGCGGAAGCAGUAGCAGUAAAAGUAUGGGAGAUGGUAAUACCGAGGGUCAAUUUUAG
This is a messenger RNA of Cadophora gregata, 1791 nucleotides long. RefSeq lists its product as uncharacterized. Gene Ontology annotation, cellular component: mitochondrial matrix. The record is from RefSeq and is a predicted model, not a curated record. The coding region runs from base 1 to 1791 and encodes 596 amino acids. Lineage: Eukaryota; Fungi; Ascomycota; Leotiomycetes; Helotiales; Ploettnerulaceae. The transcript is spliced from 2 exons. Gene Ontology annotation, molecular function: methylisocitrate lyase activity; isocitrate lyase activity.